ACAAGCAGCCCAGGGCCAACCCACUGUGUAUUUCCGUGUUACUUCCUUGUUCUAUCUUAUCUUUGGUAUUUUUCUGGAGAGAAAUGUGUAGACAGCGGUAAUUUUUGGACGAUUCGGCUACUUAUCAAUGCGAGCGACAGAUACGCAUAAUAAUUGUUUUCUUUAGAUCCCCGCCUUGCGGUUACUGAUUCGUCAAGACCCGCUGAGGUGAUCAGGAGGUGUAGAACUUCUUCACCCCAGAACUUCUCGUCGAUGGCAGACUCCCGAGAAAGACGGAAAACCGGCGAAGAUGAGCCUCCGGGUGCAGUCGGGGGUGAAGAUGUCAUCGACGACAGAAUUAUGGAACAAGGAGCUGUUGUUUUAAGAGGGUAUGUCAUAGAGAGGGUCAGUGCAGAAAACCCAGAGAGACGUUUGACUCCAGAGGACCUUGGUGGCAGACCCAACGAACUAGAGGACCACCAAGUCAAAGAAGUGGUACAACAGCUGCUGCUGAUCGCUGAUGACCUGAACAGAAAUGCUGAGCUACAACACCUAAUAAGCACAGUCCAGGUAAACUGUGUCCAGGAUGUGUUCUUCUCAGUGGCCAGGGAAAUCUUUGCAGAUGGUAUCAACUGGGGCAGAGUGGUCUCCCUGUUUCACUUGGCCUACAAGCUUAUUUACAAGGCACUGACACAGAACCACUUAGAAAUCAUCAAGAAGGUUAUUAGCUGGGUAUUACAGUUCAUCAGGGAAAAUGUCUCCGCUUGGAUCCGACAGCAAGGAGGAUGGGAGGCGGUUGUUAGCACCGUGUCACAUUGGCGUACUGUGUCGCUUGUGGCUGCAGUGGCUUUCGUGAUGGCCGUGGUUUACUGGAGGAAAACACGCUGACAUCAUCUCAGGAAGCGCCCUUGGUGAAAUCAAAGUGCCCUUAAAAUGUGGACAGUUCUCUAGGAAGACAGGUUAAUGUGUUAUGUCCUGUGCAGUUGAUUUGACUUUGGGGCAAAGGUGACCUAGUAAUCUUUAUUUUUGUAUGUGUGUAUAUAUAUAUAUGAUGAAUUGAUCUGAAAAGGGAGAGUCAGGGGCUUUUUGGUACAGUACUCCAAACUGAGCAAGUAUUUAUUAGUACCAAUGUGAAACGGAAUUUUUCUAUUGCUCAAAAAAUAACCUUGUAAGGUGUUUUAUUGAACAAUGUUUUAUUGGACAUUAGAUUUUUUAUUGAAUCCCAAAUCUUCUAUUGAUUUGGAAUUAAAAGUAAUCCACUACUAUUUUUUCACAGCUCUAAAUAGGUAUUAUAUACAGUGGGGCAAAAAAGUAUUUAGUCAGCCACCAAUUGUGCAAGUUCUCCCACUUAAAAAGAUGAGAGAGGCCUGUAAUUUUCAUCAUAGGUACACUUCAACUAUGACAGACAAAAUGAGGGGAAAAAAUCCAGAAAAUCACAUUGUAGGAUUUUUAAUAAAUUUAUUUGCAAAUUAUGAAAAUAAGUAUUUGGUCAAUAACAAAAGUUCAUCUCAAUACUUUGUUAUAUACCCUUUGUUGGCAAUAACAGAGGUCAAAUGUUUUCUAUGUCUUCACAAGGUUUUCACACACUGUUGCUGAUAUUUUGGCCCAGUCCUCCAUGCAGAUCUCCUCUCGAGCAGUGAUGUUUUGGGGCUGUUGCUGGGACAUGUACUGGCUGAAGCAGGGGGACACAUCUGGCACUGCAGGAUUUGAGUCCCUGGUGGCGUAGUGUGUUACUGAUGGUAGGCUUUGUUACUUUGGUCCCAGCUCUCUGCAGGUCAUUCUCUAGGUCCCCCCGUGUGGUUCUGGAAUUUUUGCUCACCGUUCUUGUGAUCAUUUUGACCCCACGGGGUGAGAUCUUGCGUGGAGCCCCAGAUCGAGGGAGAUUAUCAGUGGUCUUGUAUGUCUUCCAUUUCCUAAUAAUUGCUCCCACAGUUGAUUUCUUCAAACCAAGCUGCUUACCUAUUGCAGAUUCAUUCUUCCCAGCCUGGUGCAGGUCUACAAUUUUGACAGCUCUCUUGGCCAUAGUGGAGUUUGGAAUGUGACUUUGAGGUUGUGGGCAGGUGUCUUUUAUACGGAUAACAAGUUCAAACAGGAGCCAUUAAUACAGGUAACGAGUGGAGGACAGAGGAGCCUCACAGGUCUGUGAGAGCCAGACAUCUUGCUUGUUUGGAGGUGACCAAAUACUUGUUUUCCACCAUAAUUUGCAAAUAAAUUCAUUAAAAAUCCUACAAUGUGAUUUUCUGGAUUUUUUUUCUUCUCAUUUUGUCUGUCAUAGUUGAAGUGUACCUAUGAUGAAAAUUACAGGCCUCUCAACUUUUUAAGUGGGAGAACUUGAACAAUUGGCGGCUGACUAAAUACUUUUUUGCCCCACUGUAUAUGUAUUUGAAUGCACCAAAUGUCUUUUAAAUUUUACAUCGUGGCAAUCAUGCAUACAUGUUUAAUAAAAAUACCUUUGCCAAAGCAAAGUAA
This is a messenger RNA of Oncorhynchus masou masou (cherry salmon), 2448 nucleotides long. RefSeq names its product apoptosis regulator BAX-like. Gene Ontology annotation, biological process: mitochondrial fusion; intrinsic apoptotic signaling pathway in response to DNA damage; extrinsic apoptotic signaling pathway in absence of ligand. Gene Ontology annotation, molecular function: protein heterodimerization activity; protein homodimerization activity; channel activity. Gene Ontology annotation, cellular component: mitochondrial outer membrane. Bases 253 to 867 code for a protein of 204 amino acids. The transcript is spliced from 6 exons. The record is from RefSeq and is a predicted model, not a curated record. NCBI's taxonomy places the organism in Eukaryota, Metazoa, Chordata, Actinopteri, Salmoniformes, Salmonidae.